Molecule: messenger RNA, 1503 nt
Organism: Rotaria sordida
Lineage: Eukaryota; Metazoa; Rotifera; Eurotatoria; Philodinida; Philodinidae
Source: the annotation of a GenBank genome assembly
AUGGCUACUGAACAAUCAUCUCCAGAAUCUCCAUCACGAAAACGUCCACGUCGUUCAAAACAAGAACCACAACAUAUAAUCGAUAAUUCAACAACUGAAGAAACUGAAAUGGAUACAACAUCAACUAAUUCCAAUAAACGAAGUUCAAUUAAAAAAAAAACAAAACCUUUACAUUCUGUUGAUUCUAUUGAUACGAGUGCUGAUUUAUAUGAACCAGGUGAUAUUGUUUGGUGUAAAUUAGGUGGUUUUCCAUGGUGGCCAGCAUUGAUUUAUCGUUGUAAUGCUGAAGGUGGAAUACAUACAAAAACAUUGAAUUCAAAUAAUAAACCUAAGCGAUUAUUUUUUGUUUAUUUUUAUGGUAAAUAUCUUGAAUAUUCAUGGAUAUCAACUCGUUGGUUAUUAAAGUAUGCUGGAUUAAGUAAUUUUAUUCAACAUGCUGAAGCUGCUGUACAACAAGCUUCAACAAAAUCUGAACAACAAGAAUUAGCUAAUAGAUAUCAAUUAAAAGUUUCAAUGAAAAAACGUGUACAAUGGGAUGAAGCUAUUGAAUUAGCUGAUCGAGCAUUAACAAUGACAAAUGAUGAAAGAAUUAAAGAAUUUAGUGAUUUAUUAAAAGAUGCUUCGAAUCAAUCAAAAUCUGGUGUACGUCGUCCAAAAACAUCUAUUGAGAAAAGUCAAAAUGAAGAAGAAGAUGGAGGAAAUAAACAACAUGCACGAGAUUCUUCGAUAUCGUCUGUUAUUUCUAUUCAUGAUGUAAAUGAUCGGAUAAAUACAGUUGAAAAAUCACCUGUAUCACUUCGAAAAUCUAUAUUAUUAAAUCAAAACGAUUCAACAGCAUUAUCAGAAGAUGAACAAGUAGUAAAAAAGAAACGUGGACGAAAACGAAAAUCAGAAAUACCAAAUGAAACAAAUAAUAAUAAUUUAUCAAAUUUAACAAACACAACAACAAAUGAUAAUGAACCUAUGAAAACUCGAACAAGAACUUUAUCUCCAAAUAAAGAUCAAACUGUUAAAGAAAAACCAAUACGUAAAAGUCGUCGAUCAGCAAUAACAAAUGGCAAUGAAAUUGAAUAUGAUGAACCACCAUUAUCACAUCGUUCUGAUCAGCAAACAUCAUCACCAGUUGUUCAUCUUAUUCAAGCAAAUAAUCCUCCAUUAUCAAAUUAUGAACAAAAACAAAUUGUUGAAGGUCUUCUUCAUCAUCCAAAAGAGAAAACUUUGACAUUUGAUGAAGCUCAAACAUAUGCAAUUAAUAAAGCAAUUGAAAUUGUUUAUGAAAAUCAUAAUUAUCGAAUGAAUAAUAUUUCACCUGAAUGGUUUUAUGAAUCAAUCUUAUUAAAAUAUCCAUCUGUUGUAUUUAAAUAUCGUUCAUGGUUUGAACAUGUUAAAAUUGAUGUUAUACCAAAUGGAAACGAUAUGAUUAAACUUAAACAAUGGCAAAUUGCUCUUAUGCUUCAUGCACAAAUAAAAUCUGAACAACAACAACAACAACAACAAGAAUAA